AUGGACCUGCUGAUGAAGGACUACGGCCUAGAAUUGCCUGAAAUAGGCUCAUGUGAUGUGAUGUGCAUUGGGACGAAACGGGUAGGCAGACGACUGCAGAUCCACUUUGUUCUGGUGUUGUUCGAUUUGACUCAAGAUGACCUAUCGUUCGGUUCCCGUGAAGACGAGACCAGCUUUGCCUGGUUGUACAACUUGAUGGAGAGCUUCGGAAUUGAGGCUGAAGUGAAUAACUCAGACUGGGAUGAGCCGGCUAGCGGACCCCCCUCCCCGUAUACCUCGAAAGCUAAGCGAGGCCCUCGGCAGAUCGACGUCGUUGGUCACAUCGUUUCCACAGGCUACAAAGAGAAUAUUGUCAUGUCGCUGUACUAA
Molecule: messenger RNA, 369 nt
Organism: Protopolystoma xenopodis
Lineage: Eukaryota; Metazoa; Platyhelminthes; Monogenea; Polystomatidea; Polystomatidae
Source: the annotation of a GenBank genome assembly